Sceloporus undulatus (fence lizard) is the source of this 1243-nucleotide messenger RNA. It is a transcript of the gene MSMP, whose product is annotated as microseminoprotein, prostate associated. The coding region runs from base 278 to 715 and encodes 145 amino acids. NCBI's taxonomy places the organism in Eukaryota, Metazoa, Chordata, Lepidosauria, Squamata, Phrynosomatidae. The record is from RefSeq and is a predicted model, not a curated record. The transcript has 4 exons.
GGAGGGAGGGAGGGGCCCAAGGGCCAGGCCCUUCCUCUGCCCUUCCUGCCAAGGCUGCCUUUCAGCAGGAGGAGCCCCGAAGGCCAGGGAUACGGGGGACAGCCCCGGGAAGGUUUUCUUGGGGCUCUAAGGAAGCAGGACCACUUCUGGAUCCUUUCAGUGUCGGCCAGAUGGCAGUGCCAGCAGCCUGUCAAGUGCCAGCAGGACUUCCCUUCAUAAGCACCUGUCUGGGGCCGGGGGAGGCAUUCACUGGAGGGUCAGAAGAAGAGCCGAAGAGAUGGCCACACUGAACGGGGCCUGGGCCUUGACCUGGAGCUGCCUGUUUCUCUAUUUCCUGGCCCAGAUGCCCCCAGAGACCCAGGGCAUCUGCUACUUCCAUGCGCAAGCCCCUUGCCUCUACAAAGGGAAGCUCUUUGCCCCCGGCGAGUCCUGGAGGGAUGCCAACUGCUCCAAGUGCUUCUGCCUGGAGCCCCUCGGCGUGGGAUGCUGCGACACGAUGCAGUUCCCUGUGGACUUCCCAGAUGGGUGCGAGGCGCACUACGACUCCCUGGCCUGCAGGGUCUUCCUGGUGCAGAAAGGCCGCCCUGGCGUUCCCUGCGCAAAGACCCUGGAGCCCGGGUGGGCAUCGGGGCACCUCCCAGAGCAGACCCACAAGCAGCUGCUGCCAUCGCAGCCGCACGACAAACGGGGCCCCAAAACUCCCUCUGGCAGGUAGAGCUCCAAAAAGAAGAAGAAGCUGAACCAAAGCGCCAGCGAAGUCCUCUCCUUAUGUUGCACUGAGACCUCUUUCUUUGGAGGAGAUCACACUGUCCCCCAGCCCCAUAGCCAUUACCACCCACCUUUGCCCCCCAGUUCUGGCUUGCUGCAACCCAUAUCCACUGCUGGAAACCUCCUAGUGCCCCCUGCCCUAAAAAACGCCUCCAGGAAACCACUUCCUCCCAAAUGGUGGGACCCCUGUGCCCCCUUCUACCCCAAACUAACGUUACCUGGCUGCUGAGCAAAGCGUCCAGCCUUCCUCCCACCCUUUCUGGGCUUUGGGUCAAGCUCUGCCACCCCCAGAGGGAAAUGCAAUGGACUCAGACCUCUCCCAACUACGUCCAUGGGUCCAGACCAUUGAACCCAGAGUGUGAUAGUGGGGGCAUACAGGAUGGGAUGGAGGGGUCAAAGGUCCUCCCCAGUUGAGCCACAGAUGGACAAGUGGAUGGAGAGGGCUCUGCUCAUAGGUCCUUGUGCCUUGUAAUAA